AUGUCUAAUGGCUCGAAUUGCGUCCUGACGUACAAACCCUACCAACCUGUUGAGCUCUUUCCCAACGGCACGUUUCUCAAUGCGACAUCUUGCUACCAUGCUGUCGACAGCAUCUCUACCCGUGGCUAUGUUGGCAUUGCUUUCGCCGUGGCCUAUGGGAUCACACUCGUGUUGACGAUUACCGCCUUGACCAAGCAUGGAAAGCAAUACCUCCCGAAAACGAAGCGAUUCUUCCCGAUCGGGCGGCGAUGGCAGUGGUAUUGGGCCUGCUUUGUAUGCGCGUGCGCUCUAAUCAGCCUCUUCAUAAAUGUCGAUGUCGACCGAUACCACGUCCAGGAACUUCCUAUCGUUAUCAUGUGCUUCUUCUGGUUUCUACUAUGCCAGGGCACCACGGCGCUGGUAUGGGAGUCAGUCAGACACUGGGGUAGCUGGCAAGAACGGCAGUUCGUUGACCCUAACCCAUUCGUUCUUCGCGAGGACGAUAGGCGAUCGAAAGUCGAAUUCUGGCUGCCCAUCUGGUUCUAUUUUUGGACCUGGCUCAACUUCUUCCUUGUGGUACCCAGAAACUGGUCAUUUGUCGAAAAGCAGCGGUCGCCAGACCAGACCGCCGCCAUUGCUAUUCCAUCGGCGCUCAGUGCACGCUUCAAGGCUGGGGCUUUCUGCCUCGUAAUCUCUUGGCUGACGAUUCUUUUCUCUCUUCGACACUCAAUUCUUCAUUACAAGCCGAGAAACCGCGGGCUUUUCAAUAAAUCUCUUGGGCUCAUUCAGUCUGUGCCGCUUCGAUUCAUGUGCACCAUUCCUCUGCUCGGAGCCCUGAUCACCUACCAGAUUUUUAUGUCAUUCAAUUGGGAGUUAUCCUUGCUGAGAUUCCAUGGUGUCGUUCCGGUUCAGUUUGGCUGGGGAUUUGGACCAUCGCUGGCCAUCAUGCUUAUUCAGAUCAUCUACGGAUGGAUCAACCCGAAUGAAGACAAGGACUUGAUUCGCCAACGUCGUGAGCGAGGCGAAGUCAUUGACCGCGAACUGGGUCUUGUGAAGAAGCCCGCGUGGUGGCGUCGUGUGAGGGGCGAGCACGAGGAAUUGUCGUUCCGAGAGCGUAUUCUGCGCAAUGUUAAGGAAGUUGGGGGUGAACGCGGCAUUGGCCGUAGAGAAGAAGAUGAGAUGGAACGGCAUAUCCGACAAGAAGCGCUUCGCAUGGCCGUUGACGAUGGCAUCGAGCUCCCUAGCAUGCCACGACGACAAUCCCAGAACCCUCGAGAAGACAGGGCUGGAGUACGAAAUAUCAUGAACAACCAAUCUAACUCGGAUACCACACCUCUGCCUCGAUGUGAGGGCAAGUCGCAGCGCAGACACAAUGAACGAGUCAUGCAGUCCGCUGCUGGAGUUUUGUUCCCCAACAGUGAGGUCGAUACCGCGCGAGCUCGCCGGGAGGCCGCGCUCUUCGAGGAAGGCCCGCCGCCUGCAUACACAGACCCGAACAGAGGACGCCAUUCGUCGGAGCGGCCAGAGUCUGCGCAGAGAGAAAACAGCACGUCGACGAUGAACUCCGUUUCCGCUCCACCGCAGCAAAUACGCAGCAUGCUGGAUGUCUAG
Cordyceps fumosorosea ARSEF 2679 is the source of this 1590-nucleotide messenger RNA. RefSeq lists its product as hypothetical. The coding region runs from base 1 to 1590 and encodes 529 amino acids. The transcript has a single exon. Lineage: Eukaryota; Fungi; Ascomycota; Sordariomycetes; Hypocreales; Cordycipitaceae. The record is from RefSeq and is a predicted model, not a curated record.